Molecule: messenger RNA, 486 nt
Organism: Monoraphidium neglectum
Lineage: Eukaryota; Viridiplantae; Chlorophyta; Chlorophyceae; Sphaeropleales; Selenastraceae
Exons: 4
Coding region: 1-486 (161 amino acids)
Source: RefSeq, a predicted model, not a curated record
AUGACCAUCGUGCAGGGCCCCCUCAGCGGCGAGGCCGUCGCCAUCAUCGACACAGACGGCGCCUGCCCCGGCAAGACCGCCGCCGUCCCCCCCUCCCACGGCGGCAGCCAGCUGUUCAUCUACCACCCCAAGGCCGUGGACGACUUCCGCCUCAAGGUCCUCACCCCCUUCUUCGUAUCGCAGGCCACCAAGCAGGGCAAGACCAUCGAGGGGCCCGCCUUUUACAACGCCCUCAAGAGCCUCCAGGCCAAGCAGCUCGCCGCUGUCCUCGAGCUGCUGCCCCCCGCCAACGCGCUGCCCGUGUGGGCGGUCACCAUCAAGACGCAGGCCGGCGACCCCGCGCUGACCGCGCCCGUCAACACGCGCGCCAAGCCGCAGAACCUGGCAAACCCGGCCUACGCGCCCAAGUCGGGUAACCCCCCGCCGCCCAAGGCGUCCGGCGACGCCGCCGCCGCGGCGCCCAAGCCGGCCCACCUCAGCACCUAA